Prunus armeniaca (apricot) is the source of this 399-nucleotide messenger RNA. The record is from the annotation of a GenBank genome assembly. NCBI's taxonomy places the organism in Eukaryota, Viridiplantae, Streptophyta, Magnoliopsida, Rosales, Rosaceae.
AUGAGGGUCGUGAAGAGAGGCGCUGCGCUGCCCACUCGCAGAGAAAUAUUCAUGAAGGCUAGGCUCCUAGGGAGGUCAACUCGGCACUCCACUGCCCGCUCUCGGAGAACCAAUUCUCACCGUCAAGCUACAGAAAAUCCCUCGCAAACGCAGUCCACCAACACGCCUCCUAAGCAGCGCGGACGAGAGGAUCGACCCUCGCGGACCAACGAGGAGGUCAAUCAGCGUCGCCCGAAUCGCAAAAGUCGCCAACGUGAUCGACCAACAAUGUGUGCGGAAGACGUUGAGAAGCUUGUGAAUGACCGACUUCGAGACUUGACGACUAGCGAGAACCUCGAGGAUGCACUACGUAAGGAGAUGGACCAGGCGAUCUCUACUCCUUUCACCCCUGAAAUCUAG